This is a messenger RNA of Eremothecium cymbalariae DBVPG#7215, 1275 nucleotides long. RefSeq names its product Pbn1p (gene PBN1). NCBI's taxonomy places the organism in Eukaryota, Fungi, Ascomycota, Saccharomycetes, Saccharomycetales, Saccharomycetaceae. The transcript has a single exon. Gene Ontology annotation, biological process: protein processing; GPI anchor biosynthetic process. Bases 1 to 1275 code for a protein of 424 amino acids. The record is from RefSeq and is a predicted model, not a curated record. Gene Ontology annotation, molecular function: mannosyltransferase activity. Gene Ontology annotation, cellular component: glycosylphosphatidylinositol-mannosyltransferase I complex; endoplasmic reticulum membrane.
AUGAAGGUCCGGAAGACAGUUUUGUUCAAAUCUGCGGAACUUUGGGCUGAACAGGCAGAUCGCAAUGAAACGCAUAUCACGGUACGUGGUACGGGGGCUGGAGGGGAGUUAGUGCAAUCGAGAACAAGAUAUGUGAGGUCAGAGGGGGGUAAUACGACGGGCAAUGUGGUAAGGAUUACGUGGAAUCACUUAAACAGCGAUACUGCUAGCGAAAUAUCACCUCAGCUACUUAAUGGAUUCAACAUCUAUGUAAGCGGUGACGAAAUGGGCUCAGUGCCUUCUUAUUACGUUACCACGCCUUUACAGAGAACAUUUCAUUCUGCGAAGUUUGAACUGGAUGCUGUGAGAUCAUGGUUGGGGGAAGGAUAUUCGUUCAUAAUGGAGUCCUUAAAGUGGUCCGAGUGUGAUUACGAUCUAAUCAUGGACAAGGAGUUAAGAGUGGACGAGUACUGUACUUUGGCUGCGAAUCAGACUAUAUCUUUUUCUUCUUUAGAUUAUGCAAGCAGCGAUAAAAAUGUGGACAACAAUGAUUUUAAGUUGGAGGGUGGACUCUUCUAUCCUGAAAUAUCUGACUUGGAAGAUGUACACUUAUCAGGGGUUCGCUGCUCCUGGCUAGAAGACGGUUCAGGUCUGAUAGAUACUUGUGAGAAGACCUAUCUUUUUUACGAAAUUGCCCAUUCGAAAGAGGCUCGAGAGCAUGUUCCUAUUGUCCUAGAGGAAACAACUGGCAUGCAUCCAACAGUAAAUAUUGAUUUGUCUGCUUCUACGGCACAUGAACCCAAGUGCAAGUAUUAUGCUUUUAUCAAUUUGCCUGUGGAAAUAUUUGUUGACAAAUUUCAACAACCACCAACUCUACUAUUUGGGGAAGAUGAUCUAGAACAGCCAAGUUAUAAAUUGGACACUUGGGGCUCUGAGGUUGUUUAUACACUGGUCCCUGGAAAAGUUAAUACAAUCAAGUUACACUCAAGGUACGUCUCACCAGAAAAAGGGGGUGGCCAGAACACUGUUUUUAUAUACCCCUAUGUGUUCGAGGCUUGUGAUACGGACUCUAUUAAUGUUUCAGCAAAUCCAUUCUAUUCAAAGAAUUUGGGGUUUGAGGUGUAUUUUACCCCAGACACAAAGUUUAAUCACCUGAAUAAUACCAAAAUUCCUGUCUCUAUCCCAAGAGCAAAUACGGAAUCAUUUUCAUUAAUUCAGUAUACAACGGUAAUUUGCCUAAUUGGUUCCAUCUUGUAUUUGUUUUUGGUCCUUUUCAAAAAACCUUAUCAUAACUAG